Messenger RNA from Arachis stenosperma, 357 nucleotides. RefSeq lists its product as uncharacterized. The transcript has a single exon. Bases 1 to 357 code for a protein of 118 amino acids. The record is from RefSeq and is a predicted model, not a curated record. Lineage: Eukaryota; Viridiplantae; Streptophyta; Magnoliopsida; Fabales; Fabaceae. Gene Ontology annotation, molecular function: nucleic acid binding; RNA-DNA hybrid ribonuclease activity.
AUGGCUGAGAUUUGGGGCAUGUAUGUUGGGGUUAAACUAGCAUCUGAGCUGGGGAUUAGGAAGCUGGUGGUGGAAUCAGACUCAAAGUGUGCUAUAACGCUGACUCAGAAGAUGUCACCGGAGAUCCAUGGUAACUCCUCCCUCAUUCGUUCUAUCAAAGAGUUGUUGGUGAAGAUGGAAGAUGUUGAAGUUAGACACAUCUACAGAGAAGCAAAUUUCUGUGCUGAUGCUCUUGCUAAACUCGGACAGGAACAUGAACUGGGAAUUAAAUUUUGGGAACAACCACCUCCAUGUCUGUUCCAUCAUUUGCUUGCAGAUGCAAGCGGGAUGAAAUUUAGUAGAAUUGUAGUGCAGUAG